AUGGAUGCUGCUGCUGGCCCACAGUCCCAGACGAACACCAGCUCCAUGUGCAAAGUUGAGUCAUCUUUGGCAUUCCCUGCUCAUGCUUUCCUCAAUGACGGCUCUGCGGCAAAGGCAGCCAAGGACGAGUUGGAGAAGCUCGUUUCGCAAGCCGACCCGUCCACCGCUGUUUGGCGGCCGCUGCUGCAGAAGCUCAUGACAGCAGCAGAUGACUCCCCAUCGCCAUCAGCAGGCCUCCAGGAUUGCCUCGACCGAUCUUGCGCCAAACUUCGGGCUGCUGACUACGAAGCUUUCCGGCAAAGCUUGCGGAGCUCGGCCCUGGCGAACGACCCACUGCAGGGGUGGCGCCAGCGUCUUGUGGCGGAGGGCUACGGCGCGGCGAGAGACACUGCUCUGCCGAUUGAGGCCGCGGAGAAGGAGGCUGCUGAGAACCAAGAGGCUCUAACACAAGUGGAAAGCAUGGUGCCAGAAGGAUCUGGAGUGGUGUUUCUCUGCCAAUCAGGCAGCUUCAUGUACGACUUGCAGGUUGCGAGCAGCGUUCCUUGA
Symbiodinium natans is the source of this 546-nucleotide messenger RNA. NCBI's taxonomy places the organism in Eukaryota, Dinophyceae, Suessiales, Symbiodiniaceae. The record is from the annotation of a GenBank genome assembly.